UGACUGUCCACGCUAAUUGAUUUGUGUGUAUUGUGGGACACAAGGCCAAACCAUGCCGACCGCCGACGACUGUACUGCUGGCAUUUAUCAUUGUUCCCGCGGUCGCGCCAGCGUGUGUUAGCGAUCCGUGACGUGCCGAGCUUGUAUCCACGGUUCCCCUGGCAGGGCUGUAUUUUACAGGCAUAUGGGAUCAGCGUACACACCGUACCCAGCUGACCCGCCACAUCCAACCGCCAGGUGACUGCGACAAGCUUACCAGUAUUCUGAAAAAAGGAGAAAGACACCGACAGAGCUUUACGUCACAGAGCGUAUUAUUGGAGGUGAAUCCGGAAACGAGUCUCUUACCACACCUGAAAGAUUUCUGAACGCCAGGUAUUCUUCCGCAUAUACGUGUAGUUCUCGACCGUGGGAGCUGAGUACCGGUAAGCCAUGCCCCGGAAAGUGACAACAGUGUCAGGGAAGAACACACAAAGGGCAUGGUGUGUCUGAAAACUUGAGGAGAGAGCCUGGGGAAGCUAUAGUGUGCCUUAGCAGCUAGACAGAGAAGGCCGAUUGACUGUCGCCAUGGACAUGUAUGUCAUCUACCUAACCGUCGUCUAUGGUACAUUGUUCUUGACACUGUGCCCUACGACAGAUGGCCAGAAAGACAGAUCUCCGGUUUCCAAUCUGAUCUUCAGGUCUUCGUACGGAAAUUCGUCCUUUGUAGCGGGGAAUGAAGCAGUAUUUGUGUGUAUCGCCCACGGUGGUGUUCCUCAGCCAAAGAUUAAAUGGUACAUAGACACAGAACCGGUGAAAAACGCCAGUCAGAAUCUAUACUUUGGAGUUUCCUCUGUCAGAGGGACGCUGGACGUGGUCAUGUACAGGGAAAUGGAUAAGAGGCCUCUGGUAUGCGAAGCUCACAAUGGUGUUGGCGAUCCCGUCACAGUCAGUACAACCUUAACAGUUCGGUAUCCACCAUAUGUCACAGUACGGUACAAUUCGAAAAAGAAGAUGGUUGUUUGUGAAGCACAAGGGAACCCAAGAAUCUUUACCUUCCUGCACUGGCAUCGGACAGUGGGCAAUGAAACUCUCCCCGUAACGUCAUCUACGAAGUUGUCUGACGUCAGCUGGGGCUUACCGCUUCCCGAGGGCAAUCUUCAGGACACUGGCUACUACACGUGCUCCGUGUCUAACCAAAUAGGAAAAGGUUCAGGCCAGAAGUUAAUUUGUCCCUGGGGGCCUCCUGUUUUCAUUGAUACUACAUCAAAUUACACCGCAUAUUUAGAAUCAAACAUCACCAUCAGCUUUGACUUUUAUUCUUCUCCUGACGUCGUGAAAUACGAAUGGAGGAGACACGGGACGGCGUUUGCAGACUGGGACAUUGAUACAGAGUUCACAGACACAAACGUUACGUUGUCGCUCAGAGAUAAUUCCAUACAUGUUCCGGGACGAACUGUCUCUGUACAGCUGACGAAUGUUACCUUAGACAUGGCGGGUAACUACAGUCUGUUCUUGUACACGAAGAUUGGACAGUACAGUAAACAAGACUUCACUCUCUUGAUUUUAGAGGAAGUUAGCUGGGGACCGCCUACCUCCACCCCCGGACCUAUCAUGCUGGAGAGCGGCCCGAGAACAGGAAUUAUCGUUCUCAUUAUUGUUAUCAUUGUCAAUGUUAUUGUUUGUGUUGGCAUCAUUUUUUGGCGCUCCAGAAGAAUAUCCAAGAGAAAUGCAAAUGCUAAAAUUCAGGAAGGGUCACGUGAGAGGACCAAGUUUUUACCAGGUGUGCCCGACAAUGGUUCUGCCUUCCCGCCCACACCACCUCGCCGGACCACAUCUGCCGGGCGAGUCAGACCACAGGCUGCACAUCUGGGUGUCAAAGGACACUAUGCAGAGUUAGAUUUCGGGCACAUUAAGAACAAGAAUAAAGGGAACAGCGUGAUCAGGAAAGACCCACCCACAGAGUACGCCUGGAUUGACUUCAGCAGACCAUCCUGUUCCCCUGAGGCCUCCUGAGAUGUGAACAAAUCCGUGACCCGUCUGUGAACACAACGUGUGAUCCAGAGACUUUGAGCUGUGUUUUGGUAUUUUUAUUCUGUGAAUGUGUUUUAUCCCGAAAAGAUAGGAUGUGAAGGAAUGCCAGGUCGUGAAGACAUUGUAACGUCUUAUUAUGGCCUGGAAUGAUACGACCUGAAGACAUUGCAAUGCCUUUGUUGUUAUGAAGAUGUGUAUCUGUUUUAUCUUGGAAUGUAGAGAGGUGACAGAAAUUCGAGGUUGUGAAGACAUUGCUACGUCUUUGGUAUCAUGAACGUUUGUGUUUAUUUUGGCCUUAGAUACUGAGCAGGAAGGACAGCAGCGUCUUGGGUAUUAUGAACGUUUGUGUCGCUCUCCUACUUGGAUGAUCUGAAGACAUGGUGACUUCAUCAUUCUUUGUAUCUGUUUUGUUCUGGAAAUGAUGGAAUAUGAAAAAGAUCCAUGUUGUAAAGACAUCGCAAAGUAUUCGUUAUUAUGAAUGCUUGUGUGUGUGUGUGUCUUAAGAUGAUACGUUGUGAAAACAUUACAGCGCCUCUACUGCUGCUGGCGACAACAUUUCUGGGGUCUAGGAUCUAAAGUCAUUGUAACUUACCCAUUGCUAUGAACGUUUGAAUCUGCAGGAAUGAUAGGAUGUGAGCAGAUUCCAUCUUCAUUAUAUUACGAACGAUUGUGCCUAUUUUAGCGUAAGAUGACAGCGUGGGAAGACAUUGCUACGCCUUCAUUAUAGCGAACGUUUUUUGUUCUGAGUGAUAUGAUCUAAAGAAAUUGCAACAUAUACCUGUAAAGGUCCGUGUUGACAUUGAUAUUUGACUGACUUCUCCGUUGUCACAAACGAUUUAACCUAUUUGCCCUCAGGAUAAUUACAGGAACAUAGCCCAAAAUGUUUGUAGAAUUCUCCAUGGCCUUAAAUAUCUUAGUCUGUUUUUUACAUGCAUGUAGUCCCAUAUACGUUGCUGAAUUUCGUAGUCCUGUCUUGUGGGUUUAAAACUCCAUGAUUCUGUAACUGUGGGUCAUUAUACGUUCUUGUGCCUUUGACGUGUCACACUGAAUUGCUUAAACAAAAUCACAGCGUGUAAUUAGCUGUAGAUAUCUGCGCGUAAGUUUAGAAUCUACCAUAUAGAGAGAUAACAUAUAAUCAGAGUACAUAACUCCUAGCAUGAAUACACAGCCUAGUUGAUGGAACGGCAACCGUGUAAACCAUGGAAUCAUUCCCAUGGUGGGUAAUACUGACGAUUAAAGCUAUAUAUAUAACGUUAGUUAAGUCCGGCAAUUCCUCACACAGAUCUUUAUGCUCAUGGUGCUUUUGUCAAUAUGCUUGCAAUCUGGUCGUGUUUUUAUUUAAAAUCUACUGGUUUCUUUUAUGUGUUGACAUUGUCUUACAAAUAUUUAUCCCUCUACCAUGUUUGCCCCCAUUGUAUUGUCGCAGUGAUGUACGACCCCGUCCGUUAACCACAAAUCUUCAUAAAGAAUCCAUGUUAUUUUAUUAAAUGUGGUAAACUGCAUUGUUUACCUAGGCACAGGAUAAAUUACUUUUGAUAUCAGAUUACAGAGUAACUCCCCACUGUAUAUAGCACCCGUAUUUUCUGCCAUGUUUCCAAAAUUGUUGGACCAAAUUUUAUUUAUUUUAAAAAAUGCACUCACUGACAAGCUUACAUUUUGGAAACCCCUUCUGUCUUUUGACCUACUCAAACCCAAGACUUAGCUGUUACACUCUUGUCAACAUUACUUCUCCAAAAGAGUUGGAGAUUUAUUUUAAACUUCACACAUGCGCCCAUGUGCAUGUGGAUAUCCUGAACUAGAUAAUCUUGUCAUGGAUACAUUCGUGGAUCUUGUGGACAACGUGAUGGAUCUUAAACCUGAGGAGCCAUAAUAUAUGUGUAUGUAUGCUCGGUGAUUUUAAAUGUCUUUUUAGUUAAAGCGGAUUCAUGUUUAUAUAGGCUUUACCUGCAUGAGAUAGUGUAAAAUAAGACGAAUACUCGGUCCCUAUAAUAUUAAUAGUUAUUUUACAACGUUAAAGCCGACAAGACUAUCAAGUGCAUGAAUGAACCUCUUUGGUAAAAACUAGAUCAGAUACUCAAGUAACACACAUUACAAAGGAGAAACAAGAUCACGGAAACACUGAAACAAGAAUUUGCCGUUUGUAUCAAAGUUUUAAUGUUAGCUUGUCGUGCAUUUUGCCGACCCAUUAGCAAGAACAGUCAUCCUCGCGUUGCUUAAGUUGAAACUGAAUCCAAAUCAGACUUACACAGCUUCCAAUACAGUUAAACAAUUGUAUAUGUACAUGUAGAGCGUCACGUGAUUAAAUUCAUCAGAUUUCAAAGGGUGAAAGAUAUAUGAAGUUAGAAGUUUUGACUUGAAACAAAAUGGCCAAAUCUUGUUAAACUGGACAGUUUGGGUACGCGUGACUGUUGCAUAUAAAUGCACCGUAGCGUUUUGUGUACAUUUUACCGUCUGUGAGUAUAAUGAAAGGAAACCAGAUGCUCUAAUGAGUUUUUAUUUGUAAUAAUCUGACCAUUUUCGAAAUAGCCUUUUACUCAGUAAAUCCACGAUGGUUACUCUAUAUGUAGUACCA
Messenger RNA from Liolophura sinensis, 4582 nucleotides. Its product is annotated as hemicentin-1-like. The record is from RefSeq and is a predicted model, not a curated record. Lineage: Eukaryota; Metazoa; Mollusca; Polyplacophora; Chitonida; Chitonidae. The transcript has 8 exons. Gene Ontology annotation, molecular function: cell adhesion molecule binding. Gene Ontology annotation, biological process: cell-cell adhesion. Gene Ontology annotation, cellular component: plasma membrane; cell-cell junction. Bases 565 to 1992 code for a protein of 475 amino acids.